Messenger RNA from Arachis stenosperma, 396 nucleotides. RefSeq lists its product as uncharacterized. The transcript has a single exon. Gene Ontology annotation, molecular function: aspartic-type endopeptidase activity. NCBI's taxonomy places the organism in Eukaryota, Viridiplantae, Streptophyta, Magnoliopsida, Fabales, Fabaceae. The record is from RefSeq and is a predicted model, not a curated record. Bases 1 to 396 code for a protein of 131 amino acids. Gene Ontology annotation, biological process: proteolysis.
AUGACACUAGAUAAGGCCCUUUGUGAUCUUGGAGCCAGUAUCAACUUGAUGUCCUUGUCUAUGAUGAGGAAGCUUGCUAUAGAAGAACUCAAGCCUACCAGGAUGUCACUAGUCAUGGCUGACAGAUCAAUCAAAACGCCCAACGGAAUUGUGGAAAAUCUGCUAGUGAAGGUUGGGGAGUUUAUUUUCCCUGCGGAUUUUGUAAUUUUGGACACCGAAGAGGAAGGAAACAACUCAAUCAUCUUGGGAAGACCAUUUUUAGCAACCGCAAGAGCUAUAAUCGAUGUGGAAAAAGGGGAAAUGACCUUCAGAGUACACAAUGAGCAAAUGGUCAUAAAUGUCUUCAAGUCAAUGCAGCACCCACCCCCUCCCCCCCCGAACAAGAAGACUACUUAA